This is a messenger RNA of Prorocentrum cordatum, 2967 nucleotides long. Lineage: Eukaryota; Dinophyceae; Prorocentrales; Prorocentraceae. The record is from the annotation of a GenBank genome assembly.
GUGCGUCCAGACCACCUGCAGCCGCUGGCGCAGGUGCAGUCGGCCGGCCUGCGGGCCACUGGCUGCGACACCGCCGCGGCCACCGCUUGGCUGCGGGAGCGCGCUGGCAAGGAGGUCGCCAUCGGCGGCGCCCGCGGCGUCCCCACGCAUUUCGUGGCCAUCGCGGAGCUGGCCAAUCCGCAAGGCGCCCAGGGGGCGGAGCCCUGCCAGCUGCGCGUGCGUUCGGUUCGCGACGGCGAGGAGGUCACCUUCGCGCGGCCCGGGGCCGCCCCGUGCUCGGUGCUGGUGGCGCUCGACCGCGAGGCACCCGCGGAGGUGGUCGGCCUCCUGGGCGCAGAGGCGAGCGCCGAGGCGGCGCUAUCUGCCGCGCUGCUGCUCUUUUGCCGGGCGCUCCACGUCACAGAGAUGACCUGCGACCUGGGAGCCGCGGGCGACGCCAGCCUUCUGGUAGUGGACGCACAGCUCCAGAUCGACGAGGCCGCGGGCUACCUGGCCGGGGCGCUGUGGGGCACGUGCCGCUUCCCGGUGCCCUUCGGCCGUCUGGAGCUGCCCGAGGAGGCCGCCAUCCACGAGCUGGACAGCCGCACCGGCGCGUCGCUCAAGUUCACGCUGCUGAACCGGCUGGGGCGCGUCUGGACUCUGAUCGCGGGGGGCGGCGCUAGCGUGGUCUAUACAGACACAAUUUGCGAGUACGGCUUCGCGAAGGAGCUGGCGAACUACGGGGAGUAUUCGGGCGACCCCCCCGAGGAGUUUGUCUACGAGUACGCGAGGACCAUCCUGAGCGUGAUGACAAGCACCCCCGAGCCGCACGGCAAGAUCCUGCUCAUUGGAGGCGGGGUAGCCAACUUCACGGACGUCGCCAGCACCUUCAAGGGGAUCGUGAAAGCUCUGCGCCAGUUCGGCCCCGCACUGAAGGCCUGCGGCACCAGCGUCUGGGUACGCCGCGGGGGGCCCAACUAUUCCGAGGGGCUGGCCCUCAUGAGGCGCGCUUGCGAGGAGAUCGGCGUCCCCGCGAAGGUCUACGGCCCCGAGGCGCACAUCACCUCCAUCGUGCGCGACGCGCUGGCCAGCCCCGCCGGCAGCGCAGGCGACCGGCCGCAGGAGAAGGCGGUGUUCAGGCUGAAGAGGCCCAGGGCAUCUUCCGCGGUGCCGGAUGGCGCCAAGCGCCAGCGCUUCUCGGCCGAGACGAGGUCCGCGGACGCCCCCCGGGCCAUAGUGUACGGCAUGCAGACGAAGGCGGUGCAGCGCAUGCUGGACUUCGACACGCUGUGCGGCCGCAAGGCGCCCAGCGUCGCCGCCAUCAUCAACCCAACCGGCGAGGCGUCCUUCGAGAAGUUCAUGUUCGGGUCUUCCGACGUGCUGGUCCCUGUCUACCCGAGGCUGGCGGACGCGGUCGAGCGGCACGGCAAGGUCGCGAGCAUGCUGGUGAACUUCGCCUCCUUCCGGUCCGUGCACGGCGUGACGAUGGACGCGCUGCAGUUCAGCGAUUGCCUCAAGACGCACGCCAUCAUCGCCGAGGGCGUGCCCGAGGCGCUGACCCGGCGCCUGCAUCAGGAGGCGGCCAAGAGGAAGGUCGACAUCCUCGGCCCCGCCACCGUCGGGGGCAUUGCGCCGGGGCGCUUCAGGAUAGGCAACGCUGGCGGCGCGGUCGAGAACCUCCUGCUCGCCAGGCUCUACCGCCCCGGCUCCGUGGCGUACACCACCAAGUCGGGCGGCAUGUCCAACGAGCUCAACAACAUCGUGGCCCUGAACACCGACGGCGUGCGGGAGGGCAUCGCAAUAGGCGGCGACCGCUGGCCCGGCCUGCGCUUCCUGGAUGUGCUGCUGCGGUUCGAGGCGGAUCCCGCGGUGAAGAUGAUGGCCCUGCUCGGCGAGGUCGGCGGCCGCGAGGAGUACGGCGUCGCCGAUGCCAUCCGGGACGGCCGCAUCACCAAGCCGGUCGUGGCGUGGUGCUGCGGAACCGCCGCGGAGGCCUUCGACUACGACGUGCAGUUCGGGCACGCGGGCGCCCGCGCCCGGAGCGGCGGCGAGACCGCGGGGGCGAAGAACCGGGCGCUGGCCGAGGCGGGCGCCUUCGUCCCCGACAGCUUCGACGGCUACGGGGACCUCAUCGCGCGGGUCUACAGGGCGUUGGUGGACAGCGGCGAGAUCGAGCCGCAGGGCGCAGAGCUGCCUGCCCCGGCGCUGCCAGCGGACUUCGACUCGUUGAAGAAGAAGGGUUUGGUGCGGAAGCCCGCGAGCUUCGUGUGCUCCAUAUCGGACGACCGCGGCGCCGAGCCCACGUACGCAGGCGUGCCGAUCUCCGAGAUCGCCGCGGACGCGGAGCUGGGGGUGGGCGGCGCGAUUUCGCUCCUGUGGUUUAGGCGGCGGCUGCCUGCGUACGUGUCGAGGUUCAUGGAGCUGUGCGUCAUCACGACGGCGGACCACGGCCCUUGCGUCUCCGGCGCCCACAACACCAUCGUCGCUGCUCGGGCGGGCAAGGACCUCGUCUCCUCGCUGAUCUCGGGGCUGGCCACCAUCUCGGGGUUGGAGAAUCCAGGACUGCGAUAUCUGUGCACCUUCGACCACUCUGGGGCCUCCGUGGCCGUGCCCGCCGCCGCGGCCGGGUGUGCCUCGAAGGAGUUCGUCGAGCAGUGCAAAGCCCAGAAGAAGGUCAUCGUGUGGAGACACUUCGCGGCGACCCCGCUGCUGGAUUUCGCGCUCGCGGUGGAGCAGAUCACCACGAGGAAGAAGGCGAACCUCAUUCUCAACGUGGACGGCGCCAUCGCGGUUUGCUUCGUAGACCUGUUGCGCGGCUGCGGCUCGUUCUCCAAGGCGGAGGCGGACGAGCUCGUGGAGAACGGCGUGCUCAACGGGCUCUUCGUGGCGUCCCGGACGCUCGGGCUGGUGGGGCAUUUCUUGGACCAGAGGAGGCUGAAGCAGCCGCUGUACAGGCAUCCACAGGACGACGUCACCUACAUCCAGUAG